Messenger RNA from Knipowitschia caucasica, 2796 nucleotides. Lineage: Eukaryota; Metazoa; Chordata; Actinopteri; Gobiiformes; Gobiidae. The record is from the annotation of a GenBank genome assembly.
AUGAAGCCGUUCGAGGCCUGGGCGAAGGCGGACUGCGAACUGCUGCUGAGGCACUUCCAAACCACAGAUUCCGUGCGCUUCGAGGCUUUCAGCAGCAUCUGGAGGGAACUCAAGUUCGAACACAUCUUCUAUGGAGCGGCAAGACAAGAGAAUCGUCUGUUCACACGGAUCCUUCUGGACACUGCCUACGUCUUCCUGCUUCCCCCAUUUACCUUUCAGAUCCGAGUGGGAGGGCUCUACCUGCUGUACGCGCUGUUCCACCGACAGACCAUCGCCCCCCCUGAGAAGAUCCGCCUGGCUCUGAAGGACUGGCAGCAGCUGCAGUCUUUAGAGAAAGAUGCUGUGGAUUCUCAACACUAUGAUGUGGUUUAUGUUUUAAAAACCCUUCUGCACAAGAAGGCUUUUGUAUUCGCCGCCAUGCCACGACAGCUCCAGUUCGAGCGCAGGAAGCAGCCGCAGCUCCGUCCUGUCACUGAGGAUUUUGUGGAGAGACCUUCUGCUCCUCAGAGCCUCAUCAACAACAGCCUACUGGAGGAGUUGUCAAACGUCCACAACCUCUACUCCUCGCUGAAGUCCUCUGUGUGUCCUCAGUCCGAGUCUGGUCUGAGUCUGGUUCAAGCCGACCUAGUCCAGAACCUGACUGGGACCGUCCUGGACUACUACACCUGGCAACAACACAAGUUUCCUGCUUCAGCCUCAAGUCCAGACAAGGACAGCGGAGAGGGACCGUCCAACAAACAGGAGAGUUCCAAACGAGCUGGUCUUCUCGCCUCCAUCAAAUCUCGUGCCUAUGGAGAGACCACGGCGACGUCAAAGUCUCGGCGCCACCGUGCAGUGGAGUUGGAGUCUGCAACGCAGAGCUCCAGACGCUCUCACAAAGUCAGACCAAAAACUCUCAAGUACAAAGUCACCAUGAACAAGCAGGUCUUCGGGGAAAAAUGGAAAGAUGCUUCGUCCUCAACUCAGGUCUCUCGCCUCACGACUCAUGCUGACAAACACAAACCACCGCGAUGCUACAAGAAAUUCAAAUGGAAAUCUGAAGAAACAGAACUGAGAGGAUGCUCCGCAGCCUCUCAGCGUCUUUCUGCGGCCGCGAAAGCAGCCAUGGCUACGGACAUUCCUGCGGAGGCUCUGGGCUUCCUGUCUGCGGUGGGCGUCUUCAUCGUGGUCCUGGCGCUCCUCUUCCUCUUCAUUCAUAAGAAGCUGUGUUUCUCUGAGGUGGGAGGUCUGCCGUGUCUGGAGCCACGAGGUCAGAGACGCAAGAGGAGGAGCCGAGGAACUCUGGUGAAGAGUUUUGGCGAAGAGGACGACGACUUUGGCUCCAGCUCCGACAGUGAGGCAGAGAUCCUCAAGCAGUUUGAGAUCUCUGUGUCCCGAUCGCAGAGCUUCAGAAGCACCUCCGCAGCCGCUAAUGAGCGAGCUACCGAGAGAGCUAACGAGAGAGCUAACGAAGCGUCAAACGAGCGAGCUAACGAGAGAGCUAACGAAGCGUCAAACGAGCGAGCUGACGAUCACUCACAAUCUCAGCCGCAGUCGCUAAAGUCCUUGAACAAGAGGCACCGGUUCUCCAGGCUGUCGGACCACGAGGAGGCCUGCACCGAGCCCUCUGACAUGGAAGACUCAGCGUCGCAGACUCAGGACCCAUUGGGUGCAGCCGCUGAUGAGACCCAGUCCAGAACCAGUCCAGGCCGGUCCAAAACCAUCCUGAAGCAAACUAGUUUGAACGCAUUGCGGCAGGAAGCAGACGGCAGCGAGGACUUAAAGGCUCAGGCCGCGGCCGACGAGGAGAGCUCCUCCACCUGGAGCCCUGAGCAGGAGCAGCCUCCGGCCCUGGACCUCCCCCUGGACCACCCCCUGGACCAUCCCCUGGACAUCCCCCUGGAUCUCUCCUCCUCUCGCUCGCCCGUCUUUAAGUGUGCAGACCUGGUGCUGAGCCUGGACUACAGCCCGGAGCAGGAGCGGGUCUUGGUCUCAGUCCUGGGGGUCAGAGAUUUGCCAGACAAGAGCCGGUCUGGGAUGGACUCCUGGCAGAUCCACAUGGUCCUACUGCCCUCGAAGAAGCAGAGACACAAGACGUCGGUCCAGAGGGGAAACCAGCCCGAGUUCAACCAGACAUUCAGGUUCAGUCAUGUGGAGUCCAGCGACCUCCAUGCCUUUGCCCUGCGAUUCCGGCUGUAUGCUGUAGGGGGCAGGAUGUCGAGGGAGAGGAUGAUGGGGGAGAAGCUGUUCAGACUGUCCCAGCUCCAGCCACAGGGGGGCACUCUGCAGACCACACUGCUGCUGCAACCCAGGAGCAACAUCCAGAGUAUUGGAUCCCAGAUGUCUCUCUCUCCGGACCAUGUGUCCUCCACAUGGUCUCUGACCCAUGGUGGCGCUCCUGAGCUGCUGCUGGGUCUGACCUACAACGCCACCACAGGACGACUGUCUGUGGAGCUGGUGAAGGGGAGUCACUUCAGGAACCUGGCCCUCAGCAGACCCCCAGAUACGUUCGGACGCCUGUCGCUGCUGAACUCCGUCGGGCAGGAGAUCUCUCGCUGUAAGACCUCAGUGCGACGCGGACAACCAAACCCGGUCUACAAGGAGACUUUUGUGUUCCAGGUGGCGUUGUUCCAGCUCUCUGAUGUGACUCUCCUCGUGUCGAUCUUCUGCCGUCGCAGCAUGAAGAAGAAGGAGGUGGUGGGCUGGGUGUCUCUAGGGCAGAACAGCAGCGGAGAAGAGGAGCACAGCCACUGGGUAGACAUGAGGGAGGCGCGGGGCCAGCAGGUGUGUCGCUGGCACCGCUUGCUGGAGGGGUAG